Molecule: messenger RNA, 3790 nt
Organism: Achroia grisella
Lineage: Eukaryota; Metazoa; Arthropoda; Insecta; Lepidoptera; Pyralidae
Product: leucine-rich repeat neuronal protein 2
Exons: 11
Coding region: 412-1863 (483 amino acids)
Molecular function (GO): protein binding
Source: RefSeq, a predicted model, not a curated record
UGGCGGACAUGAACGGAGAUGGUCGAUCAAAUGAUUACGGAUCACAAAGGGGACUCGACAGUCACACUAUAUGCGCAGAAGCUGUUAUUGAUAGUGAAAUUAUAAAAACAAUACGCAAACGGUUGUGCUGCGGUGUUUUUACCAAUAAUGGAUAUUUUCAAGCGGAUUGAUUGUUGUAUUUGUGAAAAGUGUAUGUGGUAUUCGAUUUAGUGUAGUAUACAUAGGAAAAAAUAAGUUUCUAUACUACGAUUAUAUUGUUGUUUGUGUAUAUUGUAAAAGAUUUUUUGUGUCGCAGAGACGUAACGACAUAAAGGGUGGCUCGCGGAUCCUUGAACAUGACCUAAUGCCCCAUGACAACGGCACACCCGUACUCACGCCAUAAUCGCUCGCCGACCUGACACGCACAAACACAUGUCCACAAUGUUGCCGCGUUGGUUGUUAGUAUGCUGCGUAGUGCUAUGCGCGCGACCGGCAUACCCUCAGGGCGCGCAACAGUGCCCAGCUCCGAACACCAUCACCCCAUGCAGUUGUACCGUCAAAAAGAAUGGGCUCGACAUACUGUGCGAGUUCACCGAACAGCAACAUAUUCAAAAGGCAAUGAAUACCCUCCGUUCAAAGCCGAUGAUAAUAUUCUACCUGAAGUUGAGGCACAAUAACCUUGCUAAAUUGCCAUCUUACAUAUUCCUGGGAUUGGAUAUCCGACAUUUGACAGUACAUAACAGUAGUCUUGCUGUUAUAGAAGAUUCAUCUCUCAGUUCUAUUGGAAACAAAUUAACGCAACUUGACGUAUCACAAAACAGUUUGGCGACAAUACCGACGUCUUCGUUUACUCACCUGAACCACCUCCUCAUACUCAACAUGAACCAUAACAAGGUGACUGCAGUGCACAACAGAGCUUUUAUGGGUCUAGAUACAUUGGAAAUCCUGACACUGUACGAGAACCGGAUAUCUGUCGUUGACGGCGAGGCUUUCAAAGGGCUGGAAAAGAAGUUGAAGCGACUAAAUCUUGGUGGAAAUGAUCUGACAGCCGUACCACAGAAGGCGUUGGCUCUACUUGAGAAUUUAAAAAAGCUUGAAAUGCAAGAAAAUCGUAUUGCAUCAAUUUCGGAAGGUGAUUUUGCGGGUUUGCGUAGCCUAGAUUCACUAGGUUUAGCACAUAAUCAAUUGCGUGAAGUACCAGCUCAGGUAUUUUCGCAUCUCGUAUUUUUAAAUUCCUUGGAAUUAGAAGGCAAUCAAAUUCAGAGGAUUGAUGAGAAGGCUUUCGCUGGACUUGAAGAAAAUCUGCAAUAUCUCCGGUUGGGUGACAACAGACUUCAUGAGAUUCCGUCAGAAGCACUCCGCCCGCUGCACCGUUUGCGUCACUUGGAUCUUCGUUCCAACAAUAUAACAUACAUAAAUGAGGAUGCUUUCACUGGAUAUGGUGACUCCAUUACAUUUCUCAACAUGCAGAAGAACAUGAUACAUCAGCUGCCAACUAUGGGCUUCGAUAACCUCAACUCCCUGGAAACGUUGAACUUACAAAACAAUAAGCUGCAACAUAUACCCGAGGAGAUAAUGGAGCCCAUAUUGGAUACAUUACGCGUAGUGGAUAUAAUGGAUAAUCCGUUAAUAUGUGACUGUGAGCUUGCCUGGUAUGAAGCGUGGUUGGCAGGCCUGAGGGACAGAGACGAUGAGAUGAUGCAAAAGAAACGUACUGUUUGUACCAUGGUCAGCGAGCACCGAGAAUAUAGCGUGUCCAAGAUGCCUCUAGAGAAAAUGAACUGCAAAAGGAAACCGGCGUACGGGCGCACUUCCGUCGCCUCUUAUAAUUGCCCCGCCAUUGUGACGAACACUUUCCUUAUCCUCAUUGUCAGGUGGCUCUAGAUUGUAUCCUUUUAACCUAAGUUAUUCCCUACUUUGUUCGAGUGAAGACUCAUACUCGAACUAGCUGUGGCCGGAUGGUUCGACGCGAGGCUUCACGGGUAAGUUAUGUUCAAAAUUUGGUAACGUGAUGAAUUUGUGCAAUAAAAUACGAUACAUAUCAAUUUUGGGCUGAUUAAAAACAAAAUUAGUUGUAUUAUGGAGCGGUAGCUUGAUAAGUAAAGAUGGCGGUGUAAUAUCGAGUAAGUUAGUGAUACAGUAUUUUUACGAGUUAGACGACCUCUUACGGUAUGCCUUACUAUAGUGUAAUAUACCAAGAAGUAGGUAACAUGAAAUACUUGACACCAGUAUGGCAUUAUUAUAAUAGGUAUCGCUGGAAAAAUAAUCUUGUUGCAAAGAUGGUACUGAACACCACUUCGGAAGCAAACUAUAAAGUUUCAACUCGUCUUGAUAAUUGUGAUCUUCACAAAAGAGCUAUAUUAUAACAAUCUUGAGCACAAUCUUUAGUUUCGUAUUUACAAGGCCCUUGGAAAUGAAAUUUCAAUAUUUUUUAUCGUUUACCCCUGCCUUUACUAUAAUAAUUAAAUAAGCUUUUAUGCAUUUACGAUGUUGACUAUUAAAGUAUUGUAUGUAUCUUAUAAGAGUCGUUUUUAUGCUAUAUUUGUGUAUGAUGUAUACCAAUCUAUUUAUGAACUUUUCUAAUAUUAUUUCAAUAGUAAGAAGAAUAUAAUAUUUAUAUCGUUGUUGCAUUGUGUUUAUUAAGAAAUAUAUUUUAAAAACAAUUAUUAUAUUUGCCUAAUAUUAAAAAUAAAACAAACUCAUAGGAAUGUAUUUAUCAAGCUUGUUUGAAAGUGUACUUCUUGUUUCAGAAUGAAGUUAUUUUUUAAGUGCGAAAUAUUCCAUUUUAUACGUUUAGAACCCUUCUAAUGUUCGAUUUGAUGUAGUAUAGAUGUAGGUAGAUAUUAAGUGUUAGAUAAAAUUUGUCGAGUUACAUGCUGUUAAUAUGUUGACACUACGUAGAUUUCUUGAGUAUAAAUAUUUAAAAUAAUUAUCCCAUCUUUAUAUUAUCGCGUCGGAAAAUGUUAAGUAUAAAUAUUUUAUUAUUCCAUAUUAAGUUAUUGAGAUCGUUAACAUUGCUUAGUUAGCAAAUAGUUUUGUUUAUAGCUUUAUUAAUUUCAUAGGCGAAUUGUAUACAGUAAUUAUAUUUGCUGUAAAAGUUUAAUCAAUAUUAUGUAGUCAGUAAUAAAUGUGACUUUAGACGUCGUUUGCUGACGAUGUUACUUUGCGAAUCUUUAAAAAAAUAACGCCAUGUUACCGUACAUUCAUUUAAAUUUUAUUAUUAGUAUAGUUAGCAUCAGAUUUAAUAACAAUUGGGUACAAAGUAAGUUUGUUAUUCAUGUCCUAUACGAACAGGGAUGUUAAUGAAACUGAAUACCCUGGAAAAUAAUAAUGACUGUUUUUUAGAAUACAUUUUAUAUAUUUUACUGGCGCUCGUGAGUUUCAAGAUCAACACUGUCGUUAAAAAAUGAUUUAGAAGAUUGUUUAUGUUAAGCUGAACAUGUAUAAUGUUGUAUUCAUUUAGGGAAGUCAAACAAUCGAUUCAUAGUUGUAGCUAGUUCAGAAACUUAAUAAGAACACUUUACAUAUAAUGUUAGUUGUCAACUCGUACGUACUUUCUUUUUGUUGCUUCCUGGCACUAAUAAGUUUAUAUAAAUUAUGGAUUUUUACAGCUAACAGGUAUGUAAGUUUGGUAAAUUGACCUUUUAUUGUCACUUGUACCUAUUCCAGAUAUUAAACUGACACAUCUCAUGUUGAUAAUAUUUACUUUCCUAGUAUUAUUAUAUAAUAUUAAUUAUUCUCAUAUGCUGGUGGAAAACAAAGUUAUUAUAAAAUAUUUACCUAGUAACAAUUUUAGAAUUAUAUUCAUUUU